Oryza sativa Japonica Group (Japanese rice) is the source of this 1789-nucleotide messenger RNA. Its product is annotated as UDP-glycosyltransferase 91C1. The record is from RefSeq and is a predicted model, not a curated record. Gene Ontology annotation, molecular function: UDP-glycosyltransferase activity. NCBI's taxonomy places the organism in Eukaryota, Viridiplantae, Streptophyta, Magnoliopsida, Poales, Poaceae.
GCACCGGCAAGUCUAGGUCCACUCUAUCUGUCUGUAUCUGUCAACUUCGCCAUGGACGCCGGGUCCAAAUCCUCCUCAAUUGCAAGUCUUCAUCACUCAUUAUAAUCUCCCCCAACUUGUGCUGCCAGGUGUAGAGCUAGCUCGUCUUCGCCAUGGAUGCCGGCUCCAAAUCCUCGUCGUCGGGGCCGCUGCACCUUGUGAUCUUCCCAUGGCUCGCGUUCGGCCACCUGCUCCCUUACCUCGAGCUCGCGGAGCGCGUGGCGUCGCGCGGCCACCGCGUGUCCUUCGUCUCCACGCCGCGCAACAUCGCGCGCCUCCCGCCGGUGCGCCCCGCCGCCGCGGCGCGCGUCGACCUCGUGGCGCUGCCGCUCCCGCGCGUCGACGGCCUCCCCGACGGCGCCGAGUGCACCAACGAUGUCCCCUCCGGCAAGUUCGACCUCCUCUGGAAGGCCUUCGACGCCCUCGCCGCGCCGUUCGCGGAGUUCUUGGGCGCGGCGUGCCGCGACGCCGGCGACGGCGAGAGGAGGCCUGAUUGGAUCAUCGCCGACACGUUCCACCACUGGGCGCCCCUCGUCGCGCUACAGCACAAGGUGCCAUGCGCGAUGCUUCUCCCGAGCGCCUCCAUGAUGGUCGGAUGGGCCAUCCGGUCGUCGGAGCCAGCCGGCGCCUCCAUGUUCGAGGUGCUCGGCGCCGUAGAAGAACGCCGGAUGGACAUGCCAUGCUACGAGUGGGAGCAGAAGGCAGCUCUUUUCGUCGCCGAUGGCGCGUCGGGCAUGUCCAUCAUGAAGCGCUGCUCCUUGGCGAUGGAGAGGUGCACGGUGGCGGCCAUGCGGAGCUGCCCGGAGUGGGAGCCCGAGGCGUUCCAGCAGGUGGCGGCGGGCCUGAAGAAGAAGAACAAGCCGCUCAUCCCCCUCGGCCUCGUGCCGCCGUCGCCCGACGGAGGCCGCCGCCGUGCUGGCAGCAUGUCGACGGACAACUCCACUAUGCAGUGGCUGGACGCGCAGCCGGCGAAGUCGGUGGUGUACGUGGCGCUGGGGAGCGAGGUGCCGCUGCGACUGGAGCAGGUGCACGAGCUGGCUCUCGGGCUGGAGCUCGCCGGGACACGGUUUCUGUGGGCGCUGAGGAAGCACGCCGGCGUGGAUGCCGCCGACGACGUGCUCCCUCCGGGUUACCGGGAACGGACGAACGGCCAUGGACAUGUCGCCAUGGGGUGGGUACCGCAGAUCGCCAUACUGGCGCACGCCGCGGUGGGCGCGUUCUUGACGCACUGCGGCCGCAACUCGCUCGUCGAGGGGCUCAUGUUUGGGAACCCUCUCAUCAUGUUGCCCAUCUUCACGGACCAAGGGCCGAACGCGCGGCUCAUGGAGGGUAACAAGGUAGGGUUGCAGGUGAGGCGGGAUGACACGGACGGGUCGUUCGACCGCCAUGGCGUCGCAGCCGCGGUCCGGGCCGUCAUGGUGGAGGAAGAAACCAGGAGGGUGUUCGUAGCAAACGCCCUCAGGAUGCAAAAGAUUGUCACUGACAAGGAACUCCAUGAGAGGUACAUCGACGACUUUAUACAGCAGCUUGUUUCUCACGUCGCGGAUAGCAGCUGCAAUAUUGCCACACCAGUUCCUUCCAGUUCUAGCUGAGAUUAUUUCUCUGUUGCUGUAAUUCUUGUCGUAAUGGCUACGCGCACCUCAUGUUGAUGUAAAGAAUGUGGGUAACACUACCCUUUACAUCACUCUAUCUUCCUUGUCCCAUGCAUUGUUUACUCCAAUAAUUAUUAACUUUUCAAGUUUCACUCAAA